This is a messenger RNA of Coccidioides immitis RS, 1392 nucleotides long. RefSeq lists its product as uncharacterized. The coding region runs from base 182 to 1351 and encodes 389 amino acids. NCBI's taxonomy places the organism in Eukaryota, Fungi, Ascomycota, Eurotiomycetes, Onygenales, Onygenaceae. The transcript has 7 exons. The record is from RefSeq and is a predicted model, not a curated record.
GUGCAUAAUAAUAUAGAGGUCCGGCCGUUCCCACCCCCGCGUCAUUUGUUCUCAAGUCCAUGGGAUCCCUGGCCAUCCUGGCUGGAUCUGGACAUCUCCUCGAGAAAAACCAACACGUCGCCCGGCUCUUUUAAUCGAACUUCUACUUUCUCUGUGCUUUGCUUCCGGAAAGCUAGCAACCAUGCCUGGCGGCUUCCACCCUCCCAAGGAGGUCAUGCUCAGCUGGCCUCCGAGAAAUUAUGUGAAUCCCGAGCAGAGGGGUGACGGCGUGGUCAUCUUGACUGGAGUGUUCGGUGUACUUAUGUUAAUCGUGGUUGGCCUACGGCUAUGGGUGCGCUUCAGGAUGCAGCGUGAGCCAGGCGUUGACGACUACAUUAUUGCUGGAGCUGUGCUACCGGCAAUUGGCUUGGCCGUCUGCAUGGGCCUGAUCAAUCCUCUACAUGAAGGGUACCGACAUAUCUGGGAUACCCCCAUUCAGAACUUCGUUGCAAUAAUAAAGCUGAACUGGGUUGCCCAAGUCUUUUUUCUCUUUAGCAACAUAUUAACAAAGAUCUCUGUUCUUGUGUUGUACAUGCGCGUGAUCAAAGGCACAGCAAACAAAAUCUUUCUUAAUGUGGUCAGAGGGGCUAUUGGCAUCCUUGUGGCCUAUGCCACUUCCGGUAUUGUCUUGCUGUGCCUGCAGUGCAAGCCGAUCACGGCAUAUUGGGACCAGUUCAACCUUUUAAAUCCACCCAAGGAAAAGUACACAUGUUGGGAUGAAGGCAUACUGCCUCUCUAUGCAGUCAUCUUCAAUGUUUUUACUGAUCUGAUGGUGACCUGUCUGCCCAUGUUCCUCUUUGUGCAGCUGAAGAUGCCAUUCAGAGAAAAGAUGUCACUUGCAGCCGUUUUUGGAAUGGGUUUCAUCGUUUGCAUUUCUGGCAUGAUCCGGAUAUACUACUACUAUACCAUUUUUUAUCGCACCUAUGAUAUUACCUGGGUUGCUUAUGAAGUAUGGAUAUGGACUGUGGUUGAAUGCAAUCUUGGAAUCAUCUGUGCCUCCAUCCCACCUCUCCGACCACUCUUCAAACGGUUCCUCCGAGGCACCUUGUACGGCAGCGGCUAUCCUCAGAACAGCUACUCAAGCCGAAGUAAGAACACCACCAACCCAGGCGAUCACUUCGAGCACGAUGCUCAGUCCUACCAUCUCCGAAAUACGCCGCGUCAUACCAAAUCCACCGAGUGGGACAAGGACAGCAAUUCUAGCUCCAUGCCACUGGAGCGCAAUCCUCGAGACGGGAUAAUGAGGACGGAUAACUUUGAGAUAACGUAUAAUCAUGGCCUGAGACCUCACGAGGCUCAUGCGCCAGUCUGAAAAGAUAAACAUGAAGCAUGGAAAAAGAAAAAAAAGAAAGA